GAUACUCCUGGUCUUCAGCAUUAUGCUGGCAGCAGCUUGGGGCCAAAUGAAUUUCACAGGAGACCAGGUUCUUCGAGUUCUGGCCAAAGAUGAGGAGCAGCUUUCACUCCUCAGGGAUCUGGAGGGCCUGAAGCCCCAGAAGGUGGACUUCUGGCGUGGCCCAGCCAGACCCAGCCUCCCGGUGGAUAUGAGAAUUCCUUUCUCUGAACUGAAUGACAUCAAAGCUUAUCUGGAGUCUCAUGGCCUUGCCUACAGCGUCAUGAUAAAGGACAUCCAGGUGCUGCUGAACGAGGAGAGAGAAGCCAUGGCGAGAUCGCGCCGGCUGGAGCGCAGCACCAGUAGCUUCAGCUACUCCUCUUAUCACACCCUGGAGGAGAUCUAUAGCUGGAUUGAUAACUUUGUAGCCGAGAAUUCAAAUAUCGUCUCCAAAAUUCACAUUGGCAACAGUUUUGAAAAUCGGUCCAUCCUUGUUCUGAAGUUCAGCACUGGAGGUUCUCGGCGCCCUGCCAUCUGGAUUGACACUGGGAUUCACUCCAGGGAGUGGAUCACCCAUGCCACUGGCAUCUGGACUGCCAAGAAGAUUGUCAUUGAAUUUGGCAAAAAUGGCCUCCUGACGAACAUACUGAAAGCCAUGGACAUCUUCAUAGAGCUUGUCACCAACCCUGAUGGGUUUGCUUUUACUCACAGCAUGAACCGCUUGUGGCGGAAGAACAAGUCCAGCAGACCUGGCAUCUUCUGCAUCGGCGUGGAUCUCAAUAGGAACUGGAAAUCAGGCUUUGGAGGAAAUGGUUCUAACAGCAACCCCUGCUCAGAGACUUAUCAUGGGCCCUCACCACAGUCAGAGCCAGAGGUGGCCGCCAUUGUGAACUUUAUCACAAACCAUGGGAACUUCAAAGUUCUGAUCUCCAUCCACAGUUACUCUCAGAUGCUCAUGUACCCUUAUGGCCACUCUAUGGAGUCUGUUUCAAAUGAGAAGGAGCUGCACAGUCUUGCACAGGAUGCAGUGAAGGCCCUGUACCAGGUGCACGGGAUCCAGUACAUUUUUGGCAGCAUCAGCGCCACCCUCUACGUGGCCAGUGGGAUCACUGUGGACUGGGCCUACGACAAUGGCAUUAAGUAUGCCUUCAGUUUCGAGCUCCGGGACACAGGGCGCUAUGGUUUUCUGCUGCCAGCCACACAGAUCGUCCCCACAGCCCAGGAGACGUGGAUGGCAAUACUGACCAUCAUGAAGCAUGCCCUGCAUCACCCCUACUAGCAGCACUACUGGAGCCAGAGCAGGUGGGGGUCGCCCUCCUCCCCAAGGCCUGGGACUCCUGAAACCCAAGUUAUAUAUAUCCCCUCCCUGCACCCUCUCCCAGAUCCCUAGGAAAUAAAUGCAAGUUUAAACAGGC
Urocitellus parryii (Arctic ground squirrel) is the source of this 1391-nucleotide messenger RNA. The record is from RefSeq and is a predicted model, not a curated record. NCBI's taxonomy places the organism in Eukaryota, Metazoa, Chordata, Mammalia, Rodentia, Sciuridae.